ACCCCGCUCUCCCCUCCCUUCACUACAAACACACUGCACGCGCACUACAAAAACAUGGCGGAUUAACGUCACAUUUGAGGUAUUUAGCCAAGUUCGAACGAGGUAACUUGCCACGUUUACCUUCCUACCUUCCUAUUAAUACAUUACUUACAUUGUAUAAACACAGCUUUACUAAGUUCUCGAGGAAACCGAGUAAACAUCCAUAGACUGCUAGCUAGAUGAGUACCGUUGGUUUGCUAAGCUAGGGCAUAUGCAGUGCUAUUGUUGUUAGCCUAGCUAGCCGAUACACACGCCUGUUAUUAGCUAGGCUAGCUCACAUACACAUUGCCGUUGUUGUUAGCCUAGCUAGCCUGCUGUGUAAGCUGGUGGAAUUGGGUUUUGUUAGCUUAGCGCCUAGCUAGCUCGCAGACACUAGCUAAGUUACCUCAUAGACAUUGCUGUUGUUAUUGUUGUUGUUGUUGUUGUUGUUAGCUUAGCUAUGCUAUCUACUGAGAAUAUCCUGGAGUGUGUGACGUCCCAGCAUAUAUUACUGAAACACACAGAUCACUGAACUGGACAUUUCUAAGCAUAUUUUCUAAGAGAUAUCCCAGUGUAGAGAAGACAUAUCUAUUUUUAAGAUGUAAUUAUUUAGCUCGCCUAGUAACGAGUUUUAAAUCAACCUUAGGAGGCACGUGAUGCUAAUCCCAUUAGCUGUUUAUUUGGUCUCCAACUCAUUUAAUUCUACAAAAGCGUUCUUCACUAACAGCUCCUGAGUGCUUGUGCUUUAUUACAGCUAGGUCGAGUCCCAAAUUGCUCUGUAGUCCGUAUAAAAGUGCACUAUAUAAGCUGUGAAAUAAUGGCUCAUGAACACUAUGUAGUGCACUUGGGUGUCAAAUAGGACGUCGUUUAUGACUGAGCCUUAGAUUUACUGCGUCCCAGGAACAUAACGUUGCUGCCUGUCAUUAUUUGGCGAAGAGAGAGAGAGAGAGAGAGAGAGAAGGAAAGAGAGAGAGAAAGAAAGAAGGGAGGGAGGGAGGGAGGGAGGAACUCUCCUGCAUUUGGACGCCAUCCUUGAAAAAAGGCGCCCUUCUUUUGAAAAGAAGAGAAAACAGAACUGAAGUGAAGGCACCGUGUUCCCACACUAAUGCAGGACUAAGGGCAAACCAAAUAUAACAGAAUCAUGAAAAAACCUGUACCAGCAAAAGUUAUUGAGUGGAAAGAUGGCAGACGGAUCAAGCAUUCCCGCAGUGGACGUCCCUCACGAGUUCCCUCGCAGUAUCAAGCAAUGUAGAUUACUUUCUCCACUUCCAGAGCCUCAGCUGAAAGGCCACUUCAGUUGGGAUAAGUAUCUGAAAGAGACAGGUGCUAUAGCUGCCCCGGGUCACUGUUUCAAACAGAGCACUACAUCUCCGGUCAAUGAGUUCAAGGCAGGAAUGAAGCUGGAAGCUCAGGAUCCCAGGAAUACGACUUCUACCUGCAUCGCUACAGUGGUGGGGCUGACCGGCUCACGUCUCCGGCUGCGUCUCGAUGGGAGUGACAACAAAAACGACUUCUGGCGCCUGGUGGACUCGUCUGAGAUCCAGCCCAUCGGGAGCUGCGAGAAGAAUGGAGGCAUGCUGCAGCCACCCCUGGGGUUCCGUCUGAACGCGUCGUCCUGGCCCAUGUUCUUACUGAAAACACUCAACGGAGCCGAGAUGGCACCAGCACGCAUCUUUCACAAGCAGGAACCUCCUUCUCCAGAGCAGAAUCAUUUCCAGGUGGGGAUGAAGCUAGAGGCGGUGGACAGGAAGAACCCUCAUUUUAUCUGUCCUGCCACAGUCGGGGCGUUGCGAGGAGUGGAGGUGCUGGUCACCUUCGACGGCUGGAGGGGAGCUUUUGACUAUUACUGCCGUUACGACUCUAGAGACAUCUUUCCUGUAGGCUGGUGCACUCUCACUGGAGACAACCUUCAGCCGCCUGGCACUAAAGUGGGUUUGCCAAGGCCACUGGGUGCUUCAGGUGCGCUACCUGACAGCAGUGUGGAGGGCACAGACAUGCCCAUGCCCCCAGCGCCCAGCAGGCCUCCUGCCCAGAAGCGCCGUAAACCUGGACGCAAGAAAAACAAGCCAUCCAGCUCCUGGGCUCAGAAAGACAGCACCUCUACUGAGGUGCAACAGACAGAUCAACCUGGAAAUGGACCAGAACCUGUGAAAAUCCCGAAGAAGAGAGGGCCCAAGCCUGGGAGUAAGAUGGGUUGGGUUAAGCAUGCUGCAUGGUUGGAAGGGUCAAUGGCAGGUCCGGGCAGACCCAGAGGCCGAAUGUCAGCUAACUGGACUCAGAAACUGCAUCAGCAGAAUGAGAUAGAAACCAUCAAGAUCCCAAAGAAGAGAGGCCCCAAACCUGGCACCAAGAGAAAACAGCGUGUGGCUUCUGACCCAGUGCCUACAUCCCCCACCAGUAGCACUCCCGAACCUGACACCAGCUCUGUGCCACUGGAUAACGCCACCAUCCCCAGCGCUGCCAUGCAGGCUCCAACAGUGUGUGUGUAUCUGAAUAAGCAGGGGAAGGUGGGUCCUCACUUGGACGCGCGGCGCGUGCAGGCUCUGCCAGACCACUUUGGGCCGGGACGGGCGUCUUCAGUGCUGCAGCAGUGUGUUCAGGCCUGCGUGGACUGCGCACAUAAUCAGAGGGUUGUCUUUUCCUGUCUCAAACCAGGUCAUGGAGGAGAGCUCAUCUCAGCGCACUUUGACCAGAAGCAGCACACUCUUACACUGCCGGCGGUGAACAGUGUGACGUAUGUGCUGCGCUUCCUGGAGAAGCUCUGCCACAAUCUGCGCUGUGAACCACUGUUCGGCAGCCAGCCCGUGCCUCUGGGAGGAGGGCAUUACGACAGCCACAGCUACACAGAGAGGAGGAGCUUCUCAGAGUGUCUCAGUUCAGGACCCGGUCGAGGGACAAAGAGAUUUCUGUCAGACAGCUCACUGUCACACAAAAUGGCUAAAAGCCACUGCCUCUCAUCUGAAGAGUCUUUUCUGGUGGAGAAUGGAGGCUCGGAACAUUUGGAGAAAACGCGAAUGUCCCCGAAUAAGGCUCUGAGUUUGCACACUCACUCUCAGAGCAACAUCUCUCCUGGUCAGCUGUGUCGCCUUGGCUCUGCAGGUUCAGAGCGUUUCCUGAACUCCAGAGAAAGCCCUCGGCCCAGUGGGCAGGAUCCAAACCUGUGGACGGUAGAGGACGUCAUGCACUUCAUCCGAGAGCUGGAUCCUCAGUUGGGGCCACAUGCAGAGCUUUUCCGCAAACAUGAGAUUGACGGGAAGGCUCUCCUUUUACUGCGAAGUGACAUGAUGAUGAAGUACAUGGGCCUGAAGCUCGGUCCCGCCCUUAAACUCACCUUCCACAUCGACAAACUGAAACAGGGUCGCUAAGCACGAGAGGCUGACCUUUAACCCCUCCUCUACUCCACCAAGCACAUAGCAUAGUGGAAACCUUAAGUCCACUGAAGCUUUACUGAAGCAUUACUGUCACUGCAGUGGUCAUUUCUGUAUGUGUGUCUCUUUGUCGGUUACCUGUUCGUGUCUCCUUGUCCUUUGUUUUGGUGCCCAUUACGUGUAGCACACUCACCCCCUUUCUCACGAUAGGGUCAGUUAAUUAACGCACAUUUCUCUAAACAACGUUCUAUGUGUUCCUGUUUUUGCCAGAGCUAUGCAGGAUCAGAGCUGCAUGGACAGUAUAAACAGGCCAUUUUCAGGCCUCCGUUUUUUUAAAUACGCUCUUAUUUUUAUCGCCUAUAGCCACAGUCGAAAAGGGCUUGGAUUUUUUUUUCCUCCGAUUUUCUUUUAACAGAGAUCACACAAACACUAGAUCUGUCCCACUGAACUUUGGGACUGGUUCUAAUUCAUGUCUCGCUCUGAGGCACUUUCAUAUCUAAUACUGAACUUUAUACAUAUCUACACACCUAACCUGCAAUUAAUGCCAUGAUAAACUGCAUUUCUUUUGUAUGGUCUUGUUUAUUAUGUGUCUGUGGUUAAUUUGUACUUUUUUACAGUUUUAUACUAUAUUGUUAGAGUUCAUACAUUGUGAUAAGACUGAAAUAAAAAUAUGAAGUCAUUUGACAGAUUUUAAA
Molecule: messenger RNA, 4081 nt
Organism: Pangasianodon hypophthalmus (striped catfish)
Lineage: Eukaryota; Metazoa; Chordata; Actinopteri; Siluriformes; Pangasiidae
Product: polycomb protein SCMH1
Exons: 17
Coding region: 1200-3383 (727 amino acids)
Biological process (GO): regulation of DNA-templated transcription
Cellular component (GO): nucleus
Molecular function (GO): protein binding
Source: RefSeq, a predicted model, not a curated record